Paramuricea clavata is the source of this 993-nucleotide messenger RNA. The record is from the annotation of a GenBank genome assembly. Lineage: Eukaryota; Metazoa; Cnidaria; Anthozoa; Malacalcyonacea; Plexauridae.
AUGAUGGAAGAAGUAAACUGCUAUUGUUCCGUUGUUACCUGUGUUGAACAUGAAAACUCAAAAAUAGAACAAAUAUUCAAAGAUUUUCUUGUAGAUAUAAAACUUCCUUUCAAUAUUCUUGAGUUUGAUUGCCUUGAGAGCUUACCAACAGGAAGGGAGAGAACUAUUGAAAACAGAGUAUUGGAACGAAAUCCACAUUCCCUUGCGAUUUGCUUGUUCCUAAAAGAAGACUCCGAUCUCGAAUGCACACUUAAACGUCUUUUCAAAACAUCACUAUGGCAAUUGGAUCACGUCAUUGAAAGUUCGUUGACAAAACGACCGCAGAGGAUAGGACGGCAAGAGUUGUACAGUUGUUCUCAUGAUAUGCCAUUGAUGUCUGUCUGCAGCGUGCAUUAUGGGAACGAACACGUACGGUUUCAUAUUAAUGUGAAAAAUUUUCAUGCUAUGAAGAAAUUCUAUGAAGAUAUUACGGACCGCCAAGCAAAGGAAUGUGGCACUGAUUUCUGCUUCCUUACCGUAUACUCUGAAGAUGGUCUCGAUGUGCAAAUAGGUUUGAAGAAAAAUCCAGCGGUGUUUCCUAUACGAAGUACUUCAUUUAGACUAAAAUUCAGAAUCCAAAGUGUAUCCCCAUUGUUUAAGUACUUGGCCUCGUCACGUGACUCGACAAAUGAAGCUAAUUAUAUUCUGCAAGAUCCAGAUGGCAAUGACGUCAUAAUAGAGCGGUCUUAUGCCAAAACUAGUAACAGUCGUCGCGAAUCCGUCGAGCAAGUUGAUGAAAAUAAUAAUUUUGAACUACGAAUUUUGGAGAAAAGCCCAAAUUCAAGUGUUAGGAAGAGAAUAUGGAAUAAACAUGAAUACUCUGAGUAUGGAUUGUUUCCUGAGGAAGCUAUGUCUAUUAGCGAUGAUGUUCUCAUGAUGAAAUACGAAGGAAAUGACGACGAAUGCAAGAGUAUUGGAAACCGUCGAAACAAAGACCAUAUUACAUAUGUGUGA